AUGGUGGAAGAUAUGAAAGGUAAAAUCCGAGUGUUAUGUCGGAUUCGGCCACCGAGCCGAAUCGAGGCUGCACAGGGCGAGGCUGUGGUUGUGGAUAAAGUAGAUGAGUUCUCUGUGAAGGUGGAAACCGCUCGUGGGCCGAGGGAGUUUCAGUUUGACAAGGUGUUCUGUGCCGAAACAUCUCAGGAAGAUUUUUUUCAUGACACCAAAAGACUGAUCCAGUCAGCCAUCGAUGGUUACAACGUCUGCAUCUUUGCGUAUGGCCAGACGGGCUCAGGGAAGACCUUCACCAUGGUGGGCGACAAGGAGCAGAAGAACCCCGGGAUCUUGCCGAGAUCUUUUCAUGCCAUGUUUGAUAUCAUCAGGGAGAAUAGCACCAAGUUUGACUACAAGGUUUCGGCCUAUAUGCUCGAGAUGUACAACGACAGGCUGCAGGACCUCUUUGUGAGCCUGGCUGGUGAGGCCCAUGCCCAGCCCCAGUCCCAUGGCCAGGCCAGGCGGGUGGAAAUCAAGAGGAACAGAAAGGGGGUUGUGUUCGCCCAAGGAGCAGAGACAAAGGAGGCUUCCAGUGCCCAGGAGCUCUAUGCUCUGUUCCAGCAGGCCUGCGCCAACCGACACAUCUCUGCCACCAAAAUGAAUGUGGAGAGUUCUCGCUCCCAUCUCAUUGUUGGCAUCAUGGUGGAGAGCAAGAAUCUGACCAAUGGGAGCGUGAGCACUGGGAAGCUGAGCCUGGUGGACCUGGCAGGCAGUGAGAGAGCAGCCAAGACUGGCGCCAAGGAUCACCAGCUGAAGGAGGCUAACUCCAUUAACAAGUCUCUGAGCGCCCUGGGUGAUGUGAUCUCAGCCCUGUCUGCCGAGCUGCCCCAUGUACCGUACAGGAACAGCAAGCUGACACAGGUGAUGCAGGACUCGCUGGGCGGUAAUGCCAAAACCCUGAUGAUCGUCAACAUUUCUCCCUCAGAGUGCAACGUCGAUGAGACUCUCACAUCCCUCAUUUACGCAACAAGAGUGAAGGCCAUAACCAACAAUGCUCAGAGAAACGUGGAGAGCAAAGAGAUCGCCCAGCUGAAAGAUGUGAUCAUGAAGCUGAGGUCGGGACAGACUGUGGAGGAGGAGGAUGUCUGA
This is a messenger RNA of Limanda limanda (common dab), 1125 nucleotides long. RefSeq lists its product as uncharacterized. NCBI's taxonomy places the organism in Eukaryota, Metazoa, Chordata, Actinopteri, Pleuronectiformes, Pleuronectidae. The transcript is spliced from 9 exons. Bases 1 to 1125 code for a protein of 374 amino acids. The record is from RefSeq and is a predicted model, not a curated record. Gene Ontology annotation, molecular function: microtubule binding; microtubule motor activity; ATP binding. Gene Ontology annotation, biological process: microtubule-based movement.